Trypanosoma cruzi is the source of this 4236-nucleotide messenger RNA. RefSeq lists its product as uncharacterized. Lineage: Eukaryota; Euglenozoa; Kinetoplastea; Trypanosomatida; Trypanosomatidae. The coding region runs from base 1 to 4236 and encodes 1411 amino acids. The record is from RefSeq and is a predicted model, not a curated record. The transcript has a single exon.
AUGAGUGGGACGGCCGGGGAUGCGGGGAACACCCCGUCAUGUGCGGAAGUGGAGGAAGAAGGAUGGCUGCUUCUACUCGCAGCAUUUAUCGGCUGCUUUGUUGACAACGGGGAGGGAAGGGAGGAGGAUCCAUUGGGAGCAUGCGGCGCGGUGGGAGGUGACACGGAGCCAUCGGGCGGCAUGACGGGGACGGCCGGACGAUAUGUUCUCGACGGGGUGCGUCGGGCGUUGCGAUAUUUGGUGCAUGACAGCGACGCACUGAGGGCAAAGAGGGAGCUGGAGCACGUUGUGGACGCUGUGAGUGAGGGGUUUUGGCGGCAACUGCGCUCUACACGGCGCCCCUGCCGCCGCGGUGAUGAUGCGAAGAACGAUUUGGGCGGUGACGAUACGACGAGGGACGAAGAGAAGAUGUUGCAGCUGCUUUACAGACUGGCAGGCGUCCUUCCUCACAGCACCACGACGUUGAAUGUCGUGUUGCCAGCCGAAUUGCUGUACGUGGUUUAUUACUUGGCCUACAUGCAGUGUGGUCCGCAAGCAUGGCAGGUAGAGACGACAGAUAGCCGAUGGGUCCAGCUUUUUUUUGGUCCUUUGCUUUGUGCCGGUUCGACCAUGGUGGAAAGCAGCAUGACGAACGAUUUUGCUGCUUCAACGGCAUUAUUUUCUUUACACGCUCAUGGAAUGGAACCCGGAGGGCGACUGCCACAAGAGGAGAACAUGCGCCUCCACAUGACGCGUUUUUCCCCCCGCUGCACGGCUCAUAGAGACACCAAAAACGUUCAGUUAUUUGUGGAUGCAUACCACGCAUGGCUUAUGCGAGAUUAUCACGGCGUGUUGGAGCACACGGAACAACUCUUUCAACUAUUGCCAUUUGGGGAAGAGAACCAAUCGCGCUUCUCGUGGGUUAUGCUUCAAUCUUUACAUUUCAUAUAUGUAUUUUCGUCUAUCGCGAUAACAAACACAUCACACCCUGCGGCUAGAGAAGAGCUGAAGGGAAGGCUUCAACGUGUGAGAGUUGAAAGCAAUAGUGAUAGUUAUGAGCGUUAUGUGAGCUCUGUAUGGGGGGAAGGUACGUCCUUGCAUACAUGUCCGUCUUUGCUUUGCGCCGCUUACAAUCUGGUUUAUUGUGAGAUUUCGCAUAGCGGGGGGAAUCACCACGGCGAGGAGGAGGGCGACGGUUGUCUUCAUGACGAGCGGCAGCCACAGCCAUCGAAUUCAUUGGAGUGCUGGCAGGAAAUGUUUUUGCUCACGCUACGGGUGUGGCUGCGGGCGAAGCGACUUACCGAGGAGGGCUGUAUGACCGACUCGAGAGAUCUUCUUCUUCACACAUUGGAACGACUUUACAGCCACAGCUGCCGCACCAGAAAUAACAAAAGUCGUAGCGUCAUCACAGUUUUCUCGCCUCCACUCACUGCGGGAGCGAAUGCCAUAGACCCUGGUGGUGCUGCCAGUGGUGGCGGUGGCAAUGAUGCCACUAAAGAAGAUGCUUCCAUCUCUGCAGGUGAGGGUGAAACACACGUCGUGAUUCUUUUAAUGUCUUCGAUGUGGCUUCGGAAUCUGUUGCUGGUAAAUUGCGCGGCUCUUUCCGACACGCGUACCCCACUGCACUUUAUGGAUCAUCUCAGGCAACCGCUUACUGCUGCUGAGCUGUUGUACCUUGCGGCGUGCCCAACACUUGCUGCAGGUGGUGUGCAUUCCCCCAUCUUUGCUUUAUUUCCAAUUGAUGAUGCAUGGGAAAUGAAUCCGGCGACCGGCGUGAAUGAAUCACUGGAACGUAUGCCGCUUCCUGUACGGGUACCAUUGCUGUCCCAUCGUCUCUGGAAGCUGCGACAGCAACUGCUUCAGGAAUUGCCACGAUUUCCUGAUGAAAAUGGCGAGUGUGACGAUCAUCGUGUUUCACUGCAGAGGGAGAUGAUACAUCUCUGCGAGUCCCUUGCGAUGAGCGCGCGAGGGUUGUUUGGUUCUUUGGACUUGAGUUUCACGGACUGUGCCCCACACCGUAUUGUGUUUGAUGCCAUCAUUAUGGCCUGUGAUGUGCAGGAGGAUAUUCUACGCAGCGCCGCGUUAUCGUUGGCAAAUGCCUCUACGUUCUCUCUCCCAACUUCACCGUGUAGCAGCAGCAGCAGCAGCAGUGGCAGUGAUAAAGAGCGCACCGCAGGAAUAAUGAGUGAGGCAUCAAACAUUGUCGAUAGAGAGACGAAUACAGAUACCAUGCUGACGUCGUACAUUAUGUGCACAUCAGCAGGCGACUCGCCCUCAUUCAUCUCUAGUGUAACACGCGUUCAUGACAAAAGCAGGAGCAGCAUAGACGACAACAGCGAAAAUAAUAAUAUUAAUGAUGAUAAUGGUGAUGCUGACAGUGAUAGCUGGCUAAUGACAAAUCGCGCGGCGUUGUUGAUUUCACCAUCGGAAUUAAGUCAAGCAUCUUCUUUUGUCGCAUGUACUGCGGUGGCGGCGCAGGAAUUGUACUGGUUUUCCUACAGAAAAUCACACGAAUGGAUGGAAAUCCUUCAGCAUUUUUUCCCGCAAUUGCCCCUUUUGGUGCAGGUAUGCCAACUGCGUGUCGCUGCUGCAGCCUUCGACAGGGGGAUCGCACGUCUUGCUCGAAAUUUGCUCGCAACAUUUCAUGAAAACGCCUUGGUUGCCUCACACGUCGCAUUGGCACUGUUUGCAAGCCUUCAUGUGGUGCCGGCAGAGCGGUGUAUUCAUGAUGCUCUUCAGAAGCAUCCUCACUCGGCAGAGAUGCGUCGCCUUUACCGCGUAAUAUGCGGUCACAAUAAUAUUUCAAGACAGGAACUGCAGAGAAAUGGAGAUGAACAAGAAGCGAAAGGAUGGGUGAGAAAACAUUUGAUCAGGCCCGAUUUUACUCACCGUUAUCGCGGCGUGCUUCCGGUGAAAUAUGUUGCCUGCGAGCAGCACGGAUACAAGGCCGUUUAUGUGCCACUUGUAAUGUCCCUUGUUUGCAUUGGUGUUCUUGUAUUGUGCUUUGUGCUGCACCUGAGGGAUGUUGACCUCACCACUGAAAGGACCAUCCUUAAGGAUGACGCUGUGUUCCGCUGGUCUUUCGCAUUGCCCUCCACUUUUUUAACGUAUUUGGGAUUUGGAGUUGUUCUAUACGCUUUUGCGGCUGCGGCCUUGGUCCCAUUUCUUACAUCGCGUCGUGUGGGUGCCAACAAUCGGGUUCAGCACGUCGAAAUGUUUCUUCACGCUCUUAUGGAGUGGAAUUGUUUGGAAGAUGAUACUCCGAAUCAACUUGUAUUUUGCUUGCGUGGCCUGCCAUUAGUGAACCUGUUGACCGGCGUUCAACUCGUCGUGAGCAAUGCACUUUGGCUUAAAACACAUGCAGGGAAGCCGUGCAUUUCAAACGAUGCCAGAAUUAUUCCCGAUGAAUGCAAUCGCGUGUUCACGGGAUGGGGAACGGUGCAGCUACUUGUUAUCGUCGUUCUUCUGGCGAUUGCCGUGCUUUUUUAUGGGCGUGCAUGGCGGGUGAUACGCUACCGGGAUGUUUUGGUGGGACCCCUUGCAACAUUCAUCACAAUUUUUUUUAUUGACGUUGCUGCAUUACUGGUUUUUUUCCCAGUUAUAUUCCUCUGUUGUGUACUGUUGGAGCCGCUUUUGUUUUUUAUUAGUGUCGUCUUCAGCGUCGCAUUCGCAUCGCCAUUACUGACGGAGCAUCUUCCAACUGUUCCAACAGACAUGGUUCUGGCCUCAACUAUUUUACCCCGCACCCCCACUGCCACCACCAGGGCCGUGGGACGCUGGGGCGGAUUUACGGCGCUAUUUUUGGAGCAGGUGACCUUGCAGGUACGUGAACGGCUCCGUGCAAGCAUGCCACCGCUUCACUGGUUCCCUUCUCGACACCACGACUGUUCAAUUCUCUGCUUUCACGAGGUGUUGCAGCCGCUGAGCAACGACGGCAAGGAUGCCUCAAACUCAACCGGGGGGUUUAUUUUACAAUUUCUGAGGUUGGCUGCAUCCCGUGGUAUUGCAGUAUGUGCUUUCCUGCAGGACAUCGUAAAUUGGCGCAUCCAUCGCAUUCCUCAAGACAGUGAGGCGGCGGUACAGUUGGCGCUUUUGCGUGAGAGUUUUACUGCGGUGGUCGUUCCUGCACCAGCCGACGUAACCUCCACAUUGAACGAUUUGUGGGGUGUCACCACAAAAGUUGAACUCGAUACAUGUGCGACCCGAUUCGCUACACCACCCCGGUGGAAAGUGUCAUCCACAACCCCGUAUGGCUAA